This is a messenger RNA of Boeremia exigua, 1179 nucleotides long. RefSeq names its product pyridoxal phosphate-dependent transferase. The record is from RefSeq and is a predicted model, not a curated record. The transcript has 4 exons. NCBI's taxonomy places the organism in Eukaryota, Fungi, Ascomycota, Dothideomycetes, Pleosporales, Didymellaceae. Bases 1 to 1179 code for a protein of 392 amino acids.
AUGUCGGCCGCAUUCGACAUCUCGACAGCUCGAGAGCGCUUCCCCGCACUGCAGCAGGAUCAAGUGUUCCUCGACAAUGCUGGAGGGAGCCAAGCACUGGGGACUGUAAUCGACUCUAUCACUCAGUACCUGUCCAAGACCAAUGUUCAGCUGGGUGCUUCGUACCACACUGGCACACAGUCGAACACGAAAUAUGAGGAGGGUUAUCAAGCCGCUGCGAAGUAUAUCAAUGCAGGCCGCGAUGAGAUUGUGCUAGGGGCCUCGACGACCCAACUGUUCAUGAAUUUGUCCAGCGCCUUGAUUCUCAAUGAAGGCGACGAGAUAAUCCUGUCCAAAAUGGAGCAUGAGACAAACGUAAAGCCGUGGUUAUUCAUGGCUGACCGCCUCAAGCUCAAAGUGACGUGGUGGCAUUCAGAUAAGCCGGAGCUGAAGCUGACUGCAGAGAACCUGAAGCCGUUGCUGUCUCCGAAAGUUAAGUUCGUGGCCUGCACACACGUCUCAAACGUGCUUGGCUCGAUCCACGAUGUGAAAGCGAUUGCAGAUGCCGUGCAUGAGGUGGGUGCGCUGUUCUGUGUGGACGGUGUGAGCUUCGCGCCCCACAGGAGAGUCGAUGUCAAGGCAUUUGGCGUUGACUUCUACGCAUUCUCAUGGUACAAGGUAUAUGGCCCCCACAUCGCUGUACUGUACGCGAGCAAUGCCGCUCAAAAGCAUGUCAAGCCAUUGGCUCACUUCUUCAACCCUACCAAGACACUCGAAGAUAAGCUUGGUUUUGCGGGAUCCAACUAUGAAGGAGUCCAGGCAAUUCCUGAGAUCGUGAAGUAUCUCGAGGGUUCCGAUAAAGCGAUCACUGAGCACGAGGGCAAGCUCCAGAAGAUCCUGCUAGAUUUCCUGAACUCGCGAGACGACAUUACUGUUCUUGGGUCAACAUCUGCCGAUUCCAAGGAGCGAGUGCCGACAGUUUCGUUUGCCGUAGAGGGGAUCAGCCCCAAGCAGAUUGUGGUGGAAGCCGAGAAGAUCUCGAACUUUGGCUUCAGAUGGGGUCACUUCUACUCGAAGCGGCUGUGCGAUGAGAUUUUGAAGCUCGGUCCGGAGGGGGUGACCAGAGUCUCGAUGGUGCACUACAACACUGAAGCGGAGAUCCAUGGUCUAGUCGAUGUGCUGAAGAAGGUACUGCCGUAG